Molecule: messenger RNA, 1470 nt
Organism: Hyalella azteca
Lineage: Eukaryota; Metazoa; Arthropoda; Malacostraca; Amphipoda; Hyalellidae
Product: splicing factor 45
Exons: 7
Coding region: 126-1346 (406 amino acids)
Biological process (GO): mRNA cis splicing, via spliceosome; alternative mRNA splicing, via spliceosome
Cellular component (GO): precatalytic spliceosome
Molecular function (GO): nucleic acid binding
Source: RefSeq, a predicted model, not a curated record
GAACAUUAAUCUACUCUUCCAUGUAAAUUUAGUUCAAUACACAAGACUUUGGAUACACACUUCCUGCAUGUUCAAUAGACAUAAUUUAAUAAAGCUUGUUGGAGGUCAUACAAAUUCUAAACAGGAUGAGUCUAUAUGAUGACAUUGAAAUGGAGAAGGCAGCUGCCUCAGGCUGGGCAUCAAGCAUUAAAUUAAUGCCCAGUCAAAUGGCCUUCAAGAAAGCAUCCUUUGCAGGGACCCGACGGGACCAGCGCCGAGGGAACACAAAGCUGGCUCCAGUCAUCAACCUCAAGUCCCGACGUGAUGAUGAUGAGAGCUCAUCACCACCCAUGCCAUCGGCCACCACUGUCACCACACAACUGCUGCUGGCCGCUGCUGGCAGAGGACCGCUACCACACACUGAUCCUCCCCUGGGGGUGGGGAGUGGGGUGAGUGGGUCCAUAGGCCCACUCGACCCUGAGUGGAAGUUCACCAACGAGUACCACCCACUCUGGCCCAACGACUACGAGAAGGUCGUGCGUGAGAUGCGUGAGCGGCGCGACAAGGAGGAGGCUGAGAAGAGGCAACAGGAGAGGGAGGAGAGGGAGAGGAAGUGGAGGGGGCUCCUGAUCGUGAGUUGGGGUCGUGUGGUGAAGGCUCCUGAUCGUGAGUUGGGGUGUUGUGGUGCAGGCUCUGUCUCUUAUACACAUCUCCGCAUCUCCGGCGGCAGCGGAGGUGGUGACGUCAGCACGAGCGCCAGCACAGCUGCGGGCGUCAGCUCAGAUCUCCUCAAGAAUCCUUCCAAGGUCGCCGUCCUCAGGGUCAGUAUCCUGGUAUCCUGGCACCAGGGUCAGUAUCCUGGCACCAGGGUCAGUAUCCUGACACCAGGGUCAGUAUCCUGGCACCAGGAUCAGUAUCAUGGCACCAAGGCCAGUAUCCUGGCACCAGGUCAGUAUCCUGGUAUCCUGGCACCAGGUCAGGUCAGUAUCCUGGCACCUGGGUCAGUAUCCUGGUACCAGGGUCAGUAUCCUGACACCAGGGUCUGUAUCCUGGUACCAGGGUCAGUAUCCUGGCACCAGGGUCAGUAUCCUGGCACCAGGGAGGGGCAGGGUCUGGGCAAGUCAGAGCAGGGCAUCGUGCGCGCCCUCGAGGUCGAGAAGACGAGCAAGCGCGGGGGGCGCAUCGUCGCUGAGGAGGGGGGGCCUCCUCCCCCCUCACCCCCACACUCUGACGGUCUCCCCAUCAUGGGGGCCCCUGAAACCGUGAUUGACCUGAACGGGCGGUUUUUCGGCGGCCGACAGGUGGCCGCGGGUUUCUACGACCACGACAACUUCAAGGCCUUCAAGCUCAACGAGCCCAUCACUUAACCCCGCUUAACCCUGCUCAACCCCUUUACAAUUACUUCCUCCUAAACUCCAUCCAUCAUAAUUCCCCAAAACCCCACCCCCUCACAGCCCCAGCAUCCCUCGCUGUAUUAAACGUACGUCCCCG